GGGGGAUAUUUAACUUGGGACUGAGCACCACUCGCUACAGACACACUCACACACAGUGUGCCUAAGCAAAGAAACGCUCCAGCGCCAAGUCUCUCAGACUCCUGAAGUAGGAGCGACUCAGUAGGAGCUUCUGUACCAGUUAUCAAAGGAGUAGAGACGCUCCCUCAGGAAUUGACCGCUUGCACCGACCGGGCAAAAAGGCUCCAGAUUUGGGACUGUCUCGUCAUGCAGCGACAGUGGGAUCUGGAGCUUUUCUGAGAGGAUUCAGAAAUGCCACAGUGAAAGGAACUCUGAACUAACAACGUUCACUGGCUUCCUGCAGUUUGCAUUUGAUAUGCACUGAGCCUGCAAUUUGCUGUAAAGCUGUUUUUCAACGUUUUUUUUAUUACACGCACAGUCGUGUGUUUUGUGGGAAUGUUACAGCCUCCGAUUUUUCUUUAAAAAAAAAAAAAAGCUGAUCUGCGAUUUGGAACAUCCUCUGGAAAGAUAAAUGGCUGUUAUUUCAUAAGUUGAGGUUGCAUCCCACUGCGGCGCAUUUUCUCUAAGUUUUUUUGGACAUUCUCAGUGAGGUGCACAUAUCGACGGCUGGAAUACCACAAGGCACAGACUGCAGAGACAUUUUCCGCAGUCCAUGGAUUGUGCGCCCUGGGACCUUGUCAAACCUGAGAGCGUCAGGCGACGUUAAGAGAAGCCACGUUUAUAAAAGCCGUGCGUAAAAAUAACAUUGGCCAAGGCAGCCCUCAUUGCCGGGCGCGUGACAUUUAAAACUUGGUGAAGUACUCUUUUCUGCGCCCUUCUCUCUCGGGACGCUCCGGAUCUAUUCUGUCUCUUUAGAAAACACUUCAUUCCAUGCAGCUCUCGCCUCGGCCGCUGUCAUCCAGUGUUCGUCGUGGCUUCCAGUCCCCGGGGUAACCAUGACAACCGAAAGAAACCCAAAGUGAAUCCAAGGGAGCGGGGUGAGGCCGGAGAGAGCGUGAAAAGAGUUUUCCCCAUUUUGUUUUGUGCUUUUUUUGUUUAGACUAAACACUUUUUUUGCAAAGCAGGGGCACCGUUUCGCGCUGUAGAGUUGCAUCAGCGGGCAAAUUGCAAAGUUGAAGGAGCCCUAAAAAGCAAAGCACUCCGCUCCAUGUCAUUCAAACCCGACGUGGUCUAUUAAAAGUAUCGCCUUGCUGGUGGCUGAACUUCUACUAUUUAUGAAGCCCCAGGCUAGUCAUUGCAGAGAUCACAGUAACCGGGAAAAGAACUGAAUAUUAUUUACGCGAGAAGAGCCGGUGCGUAAAACAAGAGGAAUAAUGGGCCUCUCUCAAACGCUACUCAUUUACGUGCUAGUGUGCGUUCACCUAGGAGUUUCCCAGCAUUACCUUCGCCUCCGUCCAUCGCCCAGUGAUCACCUCCCUGUGCCCGACCUGAAGGAGGACCCCGACCCGGAGUACGACCCCAGGGAGCAGGACUUGGCCGAGAGGACUCUGAGGAAAAAGCUCGGCAGCAACUUUGACCCCAACUUCAUGUCCAUCAGCUCGCCCAUGCUGGUGAACCUCUCCGCGCCAGACAACCAGGUGAAGCUGCAGGGGCCCAUGCCUAACGAGAUUAAAAAGCUGGACCUCACAGAGACCCCCUAUGGAAAGCGGGUAAAAGUGGGCAAGAAAGCCCGCAGGAAAUUUCUGCAGUGGCUGUGGACCUAUACGCACUGUCCAGUGGUGUACACCUGGAAGGAUUUGGGCGUGAGGUUCUGGCCACGUUACAUCAAGGAGGGAAACUGUUUCUCUGAGCGCUCUUGCUCCUUCCCUGAGGGGAUGUCUUGCAAGCCCGUCAAGUCAAUCAACAAGAUUUUCCUCCGGUGGUAUUGUCAAGGGUUUCUAAGACAGAAAUACUGUACGUGGAUACAGGUGCAAUACCCAAUCAUCUCAGAGUGCAAGUGUUCGUGCUGAUUUUCUCUAAGGAAGU
Messenger RNA from Thunnus maccoyii (southern bluefin tuna), 1944 nucleotides. RefSeq names its product noggin 2 (gene nog2). Gene Ontology annotation, biological process: negative regulation of cell differentiation; osteoblast differentiation; negative regulation of BMP signaling pathway. NCBI's taxonomy places the organism in Eukaryota, Metazoa, Chordata, Actinopteri, Scombriformes, Scombridae. The coding region runs from base 1293 to 1928 and encodes 211 amino acids. The transcript has a single exon. The record is from RefSeq and is a predicted model, not a curated record.